Messenger RNA from Pectinophora gossypiella (pink bollworm), 387 nucleotides. It is a transcript of the gene Tbca, whose product is annotated as tubulin-specific chaperone A. Lineage: Eukaryota; Metazoa; Arthropoda; Insecta; Lepidoptera; Gelechiidae. Gene Ontology annotation, biological process: tubulin complex assembly; post-chaperonin tubulin folding pathway. Gene Ontology annotation, cellular component: cytosol; microtubule cytoskeleton. Bases 43 to 387 code for a protein of 114 amino acids. The transcript has 2 exons. Gene Ontology annotation, molecular function: beta-tubulin binding. The record is from RefSeq and is a predicted model, not a curated record.
UCACUUUUGUUUGAUAAAAAAAAACAAACCGCGACUUUCACAAUGGCAGAUCCGAGGAUUCGGCAAAUUAAAAUUAAAACUGGCGUUGUGAAGCGCAUAGCGAAGGAGAAGAUUGUAUAUGAGAAAGAAGCGGAACAACAGAAGAACAGAAUACAGAAGAUUAAAGACGAAGGCCAAGACGAGCAUAAUAUUCGCAAACAGGAGGAAGUCCUGCAAGAGUCGCUUAUGAUGGUCCCUGACUGCCAGAGAAGGUUGAUUAAGGCAUUUGCAGAUUUAAAGAACACAUUAGAAACAGAGAAAGACCUUGCAGAGAACGAGGACUACAUCACAGCGCAGCAGGUUUUAAAGGACGCUGAGGCCCAGUUGCCAGAGACAGAAAUUGCUUAA